GGAAAGAGCGCACGGCAACGUAAAGCGACCGCGUGACGUCAUCGAGCCGCGCCCCCCCCAGCUUUCACUUUCUUUGCGCUGUCACUAUGGAGACGGAAGGGACCCGGUUACCGGAGAGGCUCCAGCGGAGGGAGGAGGAGAGGCAACGGGAAACGGAGAAGAAGCGGCAGGCGAAGGACAACCAGGCCGUGCAGGAGGAGAAGAGCGGGUACUUCAACUCCAGCUUCGGCUUGGAGAGAGCCGCCAUUGAGGAGGUGUUGUCCGGGGAGGAUUCCGGGCUGGGGGCCGAGGUUCUGGAUGAGGUGUCCGGGCGGGUCCAGCGGCUGCAGAAGCUUCUGAAUGAUAGUAUGAUGUUCCUGCCGUCCUAUGACAUCCGCCAGGCCCAGGAGCACAUCACCCGGUUACAGGCCGCCCUGGACGCCCGGCGGCAGCAGCUCCAGCCCAAGAAGAAAUUCGCCUUCAAGGCCCGGAAGAAGGAGGCUCCAGUAGGGUCGGCGUCCACCAUCCAGCCUCCACCUGCAGCGCCCCAGGUCAAGGAGACCCAGGCCCAGCCCGAAGCCCAAUGCGGCCUCCAGGACCUCAGCGGACAAGUUCUGUUUAUGAAGUCUGAGGAAAUCCGGCAGAAAGACGUACAGCUGAGCCGCCUCCGCGACUGCACCGUCACCCUGACCGGCAGCCCUGCCACCCUGCACGUCCGGGACCUAAGCGGGUGUAAGGUACUAUGUGGCCCGGUGGCCACCUCCAUAUUCGUCAACAACUGCACCGACUGCCUCUUCGCCUUCUCCUGCCAACAGCUCCGCACCCACAGCACCACCGACAGCCGCUUCUACCUGCACGUCACCAGCCGCGCCAUCAUAGAGGACUGCAGCGGCCUCCUGUACGCCCCCUUCACCUGGAGCUACCCCGACAUACAACAAGACUACGAGCUGGCCGGCCUGGACCAAAGCCGCAACAACUGGGAUUUGGUGGAUGACUUCAACUGGCUGGCCAUGGACGUCAAGUCCCCCAACUGGAAAAUCAUCCCCGAGGAGGACAGGAUCACCUACUGGAACUGAGAUCUCAGUGUAUAUCCGUAUACAUCGAGUCACGUGGAGACCUUCCCUAUAUAACGCUUGUGGAGUCACCGUAUAUUGUAUCUUCACUAAUAGAAGCGUAUUUAUUAUUAUGGAACUGCAGAUGCCAAACUGAUAUUAGGUGUAAUUUGACUCCUGUAUGAUCCUGUUGAAAGUAAUAUAUACAAGUGAGCCCGCUGCUGCCCAGGAUCACUUAUGUCAGUGUUUCCCAACCAGAAUGCCUCCAGCUUUUGCAAAACUGUCUGGGCAUGUUGGCAGUUGCAGUUUUGCAACAGCUGGAGGCACUCUGGGAAACACUGAAAUGUGGUAUCCGAUCUUUUACUAGUGACAUCUGGUGAUUCCAUUAAAUUCUUUUGACAUAUCCAAAGUUCUUAUUUCGGCACCGACACCCCAACCAAUCUGUAGAACGAGCCAGGAGAAGCCUGUGCUUAAGUGCUUCACUCCCCAGCUCCCUGCAAUCCCUUUUCAGCUUCUCUGGACAGAUCAGCCCCAUAGACUUAAAAUGGGGCUGCAGGAACUGAAGCGCUUAAGCCAGUGUUUCCCAAUCGGGGUGCCUCAAGGAGUUGCAAAACUACAACUCCCAGCGUGCCUGGACAGCCAAAGGCUCUAUGGAUUUGCUGGUAGAUUUGCAAUAUAAUCACAGCAGUCACCAAAAAUACUUCAAGUGGUCAAAUUGGCAAGUAUAUCACAGCCCUUAUAGACCCGUGUUUAGAUUACUUAAAACAACUA
Hyla sarda is the source of this 1802-nucleotide messenger RNA. RefSeq names its product tubulin folding cofactor C (gene TBCC). Bases 87 to 1055 code for a protein of 322 amino acids. Gene Ontology annotation, molecular function: tubulin binding. The transcript has a single exon. Lineage: Eukaryota; Metazoa; Chordata; Amphibia; Anura; Hylidae. Gene Ontology annotation, biological process: post-chaperonin tubulin folding pathway; tubulin complex assembly. The record is from RefSeq and is a predicted model, not a curated record. Gene Ontology annotation, cellular component: cytoplasm.